CGUUUUUGCAGCACGCGCAGCGAGAACGCGCACAUUCAUUCGAGUUGUUGAGUGCGGCAGUGUUUAAUUGCGUGUACGUCACAACAUUGUGCAGCGCUGCAAUCGUUUGGACUGAACGGCACGACAACAUCGUCCUAGCAAGAGAGCCCCAUGGCCACGUCCCAAAUCGGCCGCAUCAUCGGCGUCACAUCCUGCAAGGGCGGUGUAGGUAAAUCUACCGUCGCCUUCGAGCUGGCGCGACGCCUGGCCGGCCGCGGCCGCCGCGUGGGUAUAUUUGACGCGGACGUGCACGGCCCGUCGCUGCCGACGCAGUUAGGUGAAGACAAACGCGCCACACCCACAACUGACGGCUGGCGCAUGGCGCCCGUCGAGGCUGGUGACAUGAAGCUGAUGAGCUUCGGGUUCAUUGGGGAGUUGUGGGAUUCCGAGGCGGACAUCGACCCGCGGGGCGCGGGCGGCGCGGGCGAGCUCGCCGUGCAGCUGCUCCACACGACGGACUGGGGCCGGCUGGACGAUCUUAUAGUGGAUACGCCGCCGGGCACGGGCGAAAUUCCCCGCGCCUUAGCGGCGCGGGCGCACUAUUCCGGUUGCGUGGUGGUGACGACGCCGUCGGAGCUCGCGGUCGCGGACGUCGUGCGGGGCGUGAGCAUGCUGCGCAAGUUUAAUAUACCGAUCCUGGGCGUCGUCGAGAACAUGGCGACGUUCGCGAGCGACUGCGGGAAGAUCUAUCGGCCCUUCGGCGACGGCUCGGUCAACGAGGUGCUGGCCGUCGUCGACGACCCAUCCGUCAGAGCCGUUGCUUUACCAAUUUCGAAGGCGGACAAGGCCGCGCUCGGCCCGUCGCUCGAUCCGUUACUAGAUCGGCUGCCGGCGGAUGCGACCGUGGAGCUGCCCCAGCUGAAUUGGCACGAGAAACCGCACUGGCCCGACAAGCUGUUCUUCGCGGGCCGCGGACAUAAAAGGAGGCACGCGGCCGACGCGAAGUUCGCCAUCACGCCGCCGCGAUACGAUAGAAUGGAGUAAUAAUCUUGUGUCUUACUACGAAACGUAAGAGGGGGAGGGCGCGUUCU
Molecule: messenger RNA, 1070 nt
Organism: Pelagomonas calceolata
Lineage: Eukaryota; Pelagophyceae; Pelagomonadales; Pelagomonadaceae
Source: the annotation of a GenBank genome assembly